AUGGCUCCCAGCGCGCCGCCUCCCUCGCCUCCCGCUCGGGGCUACCGCUUCCCUCCCGCCCUCACGGCAGUGGGUUCCCCUUCCCCCCCCCCGGGCCUCCUCCAGGCAGCGGGUUUCCCCCCACAGGUAGCCGCGCUGCCGCGGCGCGCAAACGGGACAAGGGCGGCGGGAGCGGCAGCCCCCUGCCCCCUUAUCGGUGGAGGGCCCGGUUAUCUCCUCGCUGCUGGUCCUCCCGCCCUAUCGGCCCUCGCCAGGGGACGAGGCACCCCUCGCAGCCUGUGCUGGGGCAGCUGCCAUGCCUCCUGCUGUUCGGCGACCGCCCGCCCUCAUGCCCCCGCGGGGAGCCGCUGCCGCAGCUCCUCGCACCCCGUACGGAACGGCCGGGCCGCGCUGGGCCCCCCGAGCACCCCCCGCGGCUCCCCAGCCCCUCUGCCCGGCUGGCUCCGGGGGCCGAAGGUGCCUGCUCCCCGCCGGGGAGCACCGGCCCCAGUGGGGGAGGCCCCUUCACCCACCGGGGCUCCUCAGGAGCUGGCUGGUCUCUCUGCCGCCCGCCCCGGCCAGAGCAGCCCCCGAGCUGGGCGGCCGUGGCCAUGGCGGCUCCUGAGGAGCCUCUCUCGGGUUGCACCAGCUUCGGUGUCGUCCCUGUCCGCCUGCAGUCGGGACCGGCCGCUCCCUCAGGCUGAAGACGUGGUAAUUGCGAGCUGCUGCUGCUGUUUGCAUUUGGUGGCCCCGCACGGGAGUGUGGCCUGGUGGGGCUGGAGUCACGGGGACUGGCUACUUGCCACUGUUUGUAGAAGUCGUUCCUUGGACUUUCUAUCAAUCAGACAUUCCUUUCAAGAAAAUACCUUUAGUUAUUUCGGCACACUCUGGCCUUUGGUUUAUAUCUUACUCAGUUUUUUACAAUCCUCAGUGUUUAUUCAAGUAGUUGUGGCAUUUAGGUCCUUUCUACAACACCUAGUUCAGAAACCCAAUUUAAACGCAAUACUUGAGGAAACAGGCUAUGGUAGACAAAGGCAAAAGGAUUUGAAAUAAGUUUCAUAAGCAACGUUCUGUUAAUCCCUGAACAGUUCUCGCAGAGACUAAAUUCCACUUAAAUGAUUUUUGCUAGAAUUCAUGGUGAAGGCUUCGCUUUGCUGCAUCUAGCUGUACUGCAUCCCUGUGGCCAUCUGGCGAGUACUGCAUCUCCAUGGGUUCUCUGGUUUCCAGCACACAGCGGAGCCCCUGGGCUCAGGGACAGCUGCCCCGUCUCCGUGUAUGAGGACAGGACCGCCACCCCCAGUGUCAACGCCGGGAAAAGCUGAUGAGCCCGAAGUCUGGCUUUGACUGUCGUCUGGACCUAACGAUGGGAAGUGCCACUUGUGGGGUCCUGACCCUGACCCUGCACAGGGCCACCAGCUCUGCCCUAGACCCUGGAGCAGGACCAAAGAGUCCUACCUGCCCUGCCCCAUGGGAUGCUCUGGCUGCAGCCCCCCAGCACCUCCAGUUACGGAGCGUUAAGGUCAAGACUUAUUUUUCCAGCUCACAACUAUACAUUAGAAAACACACAGGUAAAGACUUUUGAAACUGUUUUUCUUCUCGUAAUGGCAAGGUCACUUUUGUUUUGUUUUUGAAAGCAACAAACUACCAUAUAGCAGUUACUAAAAGAAAUGGAUGGGGGAAAAUGAAUGUUGAAACAUGAGAUGAUUCAAAACUGGCUUAUUCUAGUGCUUGCGAGGAAGCAGGUCCUUCAGCAGCGGUGUCUGUGAGUAGCCCACCCGUGUUUUGUCCCUGAGGCCACAGAGGCCUUUGACACUCCUUGCACAUCCAGACAUCGUGGGAAGCAAGUAGGGAGCCAUGCAACGAAAGGGAAGGUCUGCAGGCUACAGCUUCCGAGCCUGGUCCGUACCAGAGCCAGGAAAACAGCUUUCCUGCAGAAAACAAACCUAUGGAAGCGUGCUUCUGUCCUGAAGCUGUGCCCGUAGGUGUGACACGGUGCAGAUGCUCUGGGGACCAUUCCCUCGCCCCAGGAGGUCCUUCCUCUCCUUGCCGCCUGUCCCAGCUGCCGCGGCGCGCACCGCUCCGUGACACUCCUCCUGCAUGAGCAUGGCAUUUCUGUGCGGUGGCUUAAAUCUCCCAAAGGAGACAAGGCAAAUCCAUAAUGUCGCCACCACCACCUUUGAGUCCCACCUGGCACAGCCUUUCUGCUGCCCUUCAAACCAGUUGGCCACUGCCAAAGUUCUGUGGGCACCUCUGCUGGGGGGGACACCCCAGAGCCACCUCCCAGUCCCGUGGGGAUCUGGUCUGGGGCUGGUUCUGCCAGUUCCGCAGCAUAAAUCUAAACCGUUACAGAAAAUUUCCUCUUAUUUCCCUUUUCUAAAGUAUUUAAGGUUCACGCAGCCUCACAGAAGGAGGCAUUAGAAGAGCACAAGCUAACAGGUUUACAGCUUCACGUUUAAAUUUGAAAACGUGUUUUCUAAACUGAUGGCUGUAUAUUUUCAGACCUUUCCAAAGCACUUGUUUUUCUUUGUAUAGCUUCUGCUUCAUUAUUCUAAUCUAAUAAAACCAUAGCUAAGGCUGAGAGCCGACUCUUUCUGGCUAAUGACA
Falco peregrinus (peregrine falcon) is the source of this 2583-nucleotide messenger RNA. Its product is annotated as splicing factor 3B subunit 4-like. The record is from RefSeq and is a predicted model, not a curated record. Lineage: Eukaryota; Metazoa; Chordata; Aves; Falconiformes; Falconidae. The coding region runs from base 1 to 1032 and encodes 343 amino acids. The transcript has 3 exons.